CCUCUCGCUCUAUAAAUUGAGAGGCUGCUGAUGGUCUCAGCAUCAGACAGCAAAGACGCUUCCAAGCUACCCUUGCCUGCUCCAGCUCCAGCUCCAGCCACCACUUCUCCAGCAACAUGAAGGUGUUUGUGGUUGCCCUCACCAUCCUCAUCGCUGCCUUCUGCUACCAGACCUCUGCUGCUCCACUUGGCUCCGACCCACCAAUCUCCUGCUGCUUCUCCUAUGUCUCACGGCAGCUGCCCCGCAGCUUUGUGAAGGAUUACUACGAAACCAACAGCCAGUGCUCCCAGCCUGCUGUCGUGUUCAUCACCAGGAAGGGCCGGGAAGUCUGUGCCAACCCCAAGGAGGACUGGGUCCAGCAGUACGUGAAUGAGCUGGAGCUGGACUGAGCUCCUGCACAGACCCAGCUACUCCAUGUCCCCAGCUGCCGGGAUGGACAAGCGUGACCAGCUGGGGUCGACUGGAAGUGCUUCAAUGUCAUUUAGAGCUAGCUGAGAAACUGAAAACAUUCCAAAACCCAACUUAAUGUUGUGCUAUUUCAUUUUUUCUAGGGGAGGGAUCAGGUGCAAUAACUCUGAGAUAAAAAAUAUUUUUAUUUAAUAUGUUUUUGGGUUUUUUUACCUGUAGACUCAGAUUAUAUUUUCUGUAUUUAAGUAACUAUAUUUUUGACAUAAAAUUAAAUUCAGAUGACAAUAAAUAAAUAUUUUUG
Molecule: messenger RNA, 709 nt
Organism: Agelaius phoeniceus (red-winged blackbird)
Lineage: Eukaryota; Metazoa; Chordata; Aves; Passeriformes; Icteridae
Product: C-C motif chemokine 4 homolog
Biological process (GO): antimicrobial humoral immune response mediated by antimicrobial peptide; positive regulation of GTPase activity; positive regulation of cell migration
Cellular component (GO): extracellular region
Molecular function (GO): CCR chemokine receptor binding; chemokine activity
Source: RefSeq, a predicted model, not a curated record